Linnemannia hyalina is the source of this 3438-nucleotide messenger RNA. NCBI's taxonomy places the organism in Eukaryota, Fungi, Mortierellomycota, Mortierellomycetes, Mortierellales, Mortierellaceae. The record is from the annotation of a GenBank genome assembly.
AUGUUGGCAGAAAGGAAAGCACGACCUCAGCCUAUUGUCUCGGAGAUCCCUCCUUACAAGCCCAACGCUUCAAAGGUCGCCGGUAUUGUUCCCAAUAGAGAGCAUCGCGAUGCCAAUGCCCCCGCUUCGCCCCAACCUCAACAAAACUCUAGACAUCAAUACCCACCACAUCAACUUCCCGAGGUCUCUCAGAAGCAUGCCAACACAUACACACAGCAACAACAAUCUCAACAACAACCAUCACAGCAGAAAGCGUCUUCGAAUCACACAAGACGGGGUUCUGUCGAUCGAGGAACUAAAGAGUCUCUCAAGACAAGAUCGUUGACGCCAAAAGCUGCCUUUGAACAUGUCGGACCCUACCUUCUCGGCAAAACCCUUGGCAAGGGUUCAUCAGGAUGCGUCAAGUUGGCUCGUCAUCGCAAGACGAAUGAGAAGGUUGCCGUCAAGAUCAUCUCCAAGGCUUCGCUGGCUAACAAGGCUGCUGUUCACCGAGGUAUCGAACGCGAGAUCGCUAUCAUGAAGCUCAUCAACCAUCCGCAUGUUAUUCGUCUCUAUGACGUCUAUGAGACAGAGAAAGAGCUUUUCCUGGUGAUGGAAUUCGUCGCUGGCGGCGAACUGUUUGAGUACCUGGUCAACAAAGGCAGGCUCGACGAGUCCGAGGCCCUACGCUUCUUCCAGCAGAUCAUCGUCGGCCUCGCCUUUUGCCACAAACGCAAAAUUUGCCAUCGUGACUUGAAACCCGAGAACCUCCUGCUGGACGACCGCAUGAAUGUCAAGAUUGCAGACUUCGGCAUGGCGUCGCUUCAAAAGACAGGACGACUAUUGGAGACAAGUUGUGGGUCACCUCACUACGCCAGUCCUGAGGUUGUUACUGGCUUGAAAUACGAUGGAUCUUCAUCCGAUAUCUGGUCCUGUGGAAUUAUCCUGUAUGCCCUGCUGACGGGUCAUUUGCCCUUUGACGACGAAAACAUUCGUCAGCUGCUGAGUAAGGUCAAGGCUGGAAAGUUCUACAUGCCAACGGACAUUUCCCCGGGCGCACGCGAUCUCAUCAAUCGCAUGCUUACCGUCAAUCCCAAACGCAGAAUCACGAUGCAUGGGGUGAUGAUGCACCCUUGGUUCAGGAUGGUCAACCCAGACCGCAACACCUUGGGAGAACCAGCAGAGGAUCCCGAGGGUUGUCGUUCACUGUUGGCAGAGGAGCUGGAUGCAGAGAUUAUUCUCCACAUGCGUUGGUUGUUCGCUCCUGGACCAUCUCACUCCGAUCCCGAGGCCAAGGAAGUCUUUGAUGAGGAGGCGUUACUGCGGGAGAUUGAGGAAAAGAUGACCAACAACGAGGAAAACAUGGAGAAGCUGUUCUAUCACCUUCUCUGUCAACACAAGACGGAACUUCUGGAGAACUACGCCGGCGAGGAUAAUGAUUCUGUGCUUGAUGGACCCCGACGGAGGGCGGACUCUUUCCCCAACUCGUCGUUUGCUUCGAGGUCUCAUACACCGGAUCUGAGCCGUGCUUCGCGUUCGCCGCGGGACUCGCCUUUGACAUCGCCCGUGUCGCCGCUUACGCCCAUGUCCAAGAUUUCGUCUGCAGAGCCGGCGCCUUUUACGUUGAACCCGUUGGAGGCUGCGGUCGCUCGCGCAGCCAGUGCUGCCAAGAUUGCAGCUCGUACUCCUACACCCCCUUGUUCUCUGGUUAGCAAUGCUCUACUUGUUGAUGCUUCCGUGACCAAGGAGAAGCACCCUUCGUCUGCCCGCGGCGCUGACGAGCCCAAGAAGGACAAAGCUAUGGCGCCAGAGUCGACUUCUCAACCAGCUCAGGAGAUUCCCCCACCUCAACCCGAAAAGAUCACCGCUAGCAAUAGUGGGAGCAGCAAAGGAACAACCUCUGAGAAGCCAAAGGAACACCAGGCACAGGCCGAACAUCCCGUGGUCAUUGCGCCCAAACCCGUAUCUCCCAUCGCCCAGCGCAGUCUUAUCGUUAACCCUGGCUUUGAACCCAUGGCUGCUCCCACCGCACAAGUCGAGGAGGCGCCAAAGCCGCCAUCGAAAAAGCCAGACGCCGUCGUCAUCGAUAUUCUCUCUGAGACUGCUGUCGAGCAGCGACCUACAAUUUCUGGAUCAUCAGUGACACCUUCGAUCGAGAGCCAGGUCUUGUCGACUCAGAUCUCAGAAGCCAUCCGCGAUUCCUCCAUGAUGACUCCUCCACUCCCUCCUCCUACAAGUCAACUUCAACCCCCUCAGCCUCCUACUGCACGACGCGCGUCACCUGUGGAUUCGAGCGCCCGGAUCUUGAACCAAACCACGACCACCUUGUCGACUGAAGUCUCGGCCAAGGCGCCGAGCUCCAAACCUCAGAGACCGAUCUUGCACCCCCUGGAUGUGAAGGCCUCUGCCGGAACCACCACCAUGAACGUCUCUGUCUCCCAGCACUCUCGUAAAUAUUCGGAAGCAUCGCCUAGCCCAGGUUCGACGACUCCAUUGUCGCCCUCAGGACCGAAACGACCCUGGUUUGCACGUCUCUUUGAUUUCAAGCCUCAGCCUUUGACCUUCCGAAGUAACUGGUCUGCGGCCGAAACUCAGGAGCGUCUCGAGGUGAUCAUGAAGGAUCUUUUCCAGUCCAGUAUUCAGAUCGAGUCCUAUAAGAGGCCGUCGUUUGGUGUCAAGUGCCGCUAUGAAGGUGGAUUGAUUGACGAUCAUCCGGUGAAGGCGGUCAAGUUCAAGAUUGAGAUUGCCGAGAAGGCGGGCUACCUCGCUUCAAGCUCAAGCACCGUCAGCAACACCAGCACAUUCAGCAGCGUUAGCAACGCCAGUCAUACCUCCACCUCCACCUCCCACAUCAUGUCCUCCUCUGCCGUUGCCGCCAUCCUCGCCACCGUCGACCAUCACCGUCACGGGCAUUAUCAUGGUAGCCCUUCUAUAACCUCGACAGCAUCGGGCCCCACGAGCGCAGGCGCUACUUCUUCUACCAUCGCGUCAUCGGUUGCCGUCCCAGAUGUCGUCGUAGCCGCACGGCGCGCUAGUGAUGGAGGGUCCAUCCUUUCCAGCGCCGCGGCCGCUGUCUCCACCAGUCUCGCUGCUGCCCGGAACCCCUUCUCCAGCAAUAACCAUCAUCACCAAUAUCAUCAUCAUCUGCACCACACAGGAGGCGCUUACCCACCCCUUCCACACCCUUCGACACUCCCGCGCCGGAUGGUGAAGGUGACGCUGCACCAGCAGCAAGGUGCCAAUUCGACGCUCAGGGCGAUCUAUGAGAAACUUCAAGUUGUUUGGGAGCAGCAGACGCUUGCGUAUGAGCAACAGCAGGCUGCUGCUGCUGUGACGAGUUGUUCUACAAUCUCGACGACGAGCGGUGUGAGUGGUGUGAGUGGUAGAGGAGGAGAUUUCAGGGCGAUUGCGCCGCCAAUGCCUAUUAUGCAGAAGGCGCCCAGGGGGCCUGCGAUGUAG